AUGGAGGAUCGUUUUCCAGGACUCCGCAUGCUAGUCGAGGACGAAAGGCGCAAAGAACAUAACCAGGACGGGGCCAGGAACGAUGCUGACCGGCAGGCAGAACGUCUAGCCAGAAAUAUCUUCGAUUACCUGACGAAGCCUAGCGACAUUCUUGGUAUCUUAGAAAAAAGGUGCAAGAGUCUGAUCGAUUUUUUCCCAAAAGAUAGCUGGGAAAGAGACUUUGAGGACGCCGAGUCCGAGAAUCAUGCCACUGCCCAGAAGGCAUUGUUUCAGGCACUUGCAAAAUACACUCCUUGUGGUAUUUGCGAGCACCAAGAUGCAAAAGACCGGCCCUCGUGGCACCCGGCGAGAUUAUUCUUGAUGAGGCUUAAGAGCAAGGAAGAUCUAGUCCGGUUUGAUGUCAUCACAUCGUCAACCAUCAAUGGGUCUUGGGAAGAUCUCUGUAUUGAGAUACCAGCAACGACUGUGAAGAUUGCGAACGAAAAGGGACCGGAUCACAACAAGACCACCAUCUACCUUUCCAACAAGCCAUUCAGAUCUGAGCUUGCAUCUGGCAGUCAUCGCCCCGUGAAUAGGUGUGUCCCAGUUGCCGCGGAUAUAAACCCAGAGCUAGACCAUGCCCGCGAUAACGGCAGCAAGCAUGCAAACUCCACACAGCUCAGAGGACCAAGGUCUCCUACCAGCGGGGAGGACUUUGAGAUUGCUAUAAUUUGCGCCCUUACCCACGAGGCGGCCGCCGUUGAGGCUCUUUUCGAUCAUUCCUGGGGCAGCGAUGAUCCCCGUUACCACAAAUCUAGUGGCGAUAAAAAUGCCUAUUCCACCGGCUCCUUUGGCCGUCAUAAUAUCGUUCUCAUUCAUAUGGGCUCCAUGGGGAAAGUCCCCGCUGCUUCAGUUGCGUCGGGUUGCCAGGCAACAUUUCCCAACAUCAAGCUUGCUGUUGUCGUGGGUGUCUGUGGUGUGGUACCUCUUCCCUCGGGUCGUCCCCCCGGCCGUGGUGAAAUUAUCAUGGGUGAUGUCAUCGUGAGUCAGGCUAUCGUCCAGUACGAUUUUGGACGGCAAUAUACAGAGUUAUUCGAACCAAAGCUCACUCUUUUGGACUCACUUCCGAGACCCAACCCCCAGAUCGCCAACUUCCUGGCGAAGCUGCAAACCCCCAAAGGAGAAGCGACGCUCCAUAAGAAGAUGUCUAGUUAUCUGAGUACACUCCAACAAAUACCUGAAUUGGAAGCAUGCUAUCCGGACACAAAUCUAGACAUCCUUUUCGACGCGAAAUAUGAACACCGAGACAAGGCUCUAUCAUGCAAAGAUGCGGGCUGUUGCGGUCAAAUAGUGAAUCGCGCUCGUCUCAUCGACGGGACACCGGAGCCCGUGGUGCACUUUGGUUUGUUAGCCUCGGGGGAUAAGGUGAUGAAGUCCGGGUCACAACGAGACGCAGAGGCUAAGCGGUACCCCAUUCUGGGCUUCGAGAUGGAGGGUGCCGGUGUUUGGGAAAAUUUUCCCUCCUGCGUUGUGAUAAAGAGCGCCUGCGACUAUGCAGACAGCCACAAGACAAAAGGAUUCCAGCGGUAUGCAGCGGCAACGGCAGCGUCAUGUGCAAAAGCAUUUCUGGAUGAAUGGGUAUGA
Messenger RNA from Clonostachys rhizophaga, 1623 nucleotides. The record is from the annotation of a GenBank genome assembly. NCBI's taxonomy places the organism in Eukaryota, Fungi, Ascomycota, Sordariomycetes, Hypocreales, Bionectriaceae.